CUUUUAUUAUUUAAUACGGAAAACAAAGGUAACCGUUACCCAUUUCUUAAAUUCACCACCUCCAUACACAUGCAGACAUAAGCACGAACAACUGAUUUGUGAUGUUUUAUUAAAAGUAUUAUGCUACGAAAAUAGAGGCCCGCACCGGAUUCCAGUUAUUGCAACACCACAAUUCCAGUUAUUUAAUAAGGCAUCCGGUCAAUUCAUUCACUUUUCCCAUUAGCAGAAAAGAAACGCCCUCCUUGCUUCCGGUGCGAAAGCUUGUGGCGGAGAUGUGGGGAUCAUUAAACACCCCCCCCCCCCCCACUCUGCUCGAAUAGUCCACGGCAAUUACUGAAACUCAGCGAAUCAUGUCCUUUCUCGCAGCGACUGGCAGAGAAAUUGUAGAAUUCUGUUAGCAUUAGAGCAGAAGUGGUUUGGGAUACCGACUCUCGAGAUUGGAUUUGGCUAUCACUUUUCUUUGCGAUUGCUUCUUGUACUUUUUGGUCUUCAGCCAUAAAACCGAGAGACAAAAUUUAAAAAAAAAACACGUAGACUGAGACUUUUGGAGCUUAUUCUCAUCCCCCGUUGCUGCCCCGCUUUAAACUAAACCAAAUGAAACUUCCAUCUGGCGAGAAUUGUCGCCCACGGGAGUCGGGGUACAACGCGCCGAAAAGUUAACAUUUUCUCCAAGGGGACUUGCGAAGAAGAAGCGAGCGAGGAGAGGAAGAGUGGGCUCGGGGGUGGGGCUCAUGAAGCUCUCCUGCCAGGAGCCAGUUGAAACCACGCAUACAGACACAUACACUCACUCACUCAGAAAGAGAGGAGGUCCGACGCUGGCCAGCGCCUCUGAUUUCCUACAGUGAAGGCUCAGCUCGCUUUAAUUCGCACCACCCUGCGAAGACGUAUCACACGGCUCUCGGCUGCAACCCCCGACCCCAUAAACCUCUUACUCCACCCCCAUUUUUCCCUUUCCAGCUUCCUGACAGUUUCUUGCUCCCUCCCUCCCAGCGUGGCUUUAUAAGGAAGUUGAAAGCCUGGACUGGGGGAAGCCGGCGAUACCAUGACUGGGUCCAGUUUAGUACAAACUUUAGGCCGUUGCAACAACGUUAGAGCGUGUGUCCCGGCUCGGCUCAUCACGCCCCUGACACUGGCGCUGCUCCUGUUCGGGGGCUCGGCUUGCGUCGGCUCGUCAGACCCCUGCCCCAGGCUUUGCGAAUGCUCCGAGCCGGCGAAGACGGUGAAGUGCAUUAACCAGGAACUGAGCGCCAUCCCGAGCGGUAUCCCGGCCAGCGUCAGGAAGCUCUUCAUCACGGGCAACGGCAUCUCCACUCUCACUGCAGGGGCAUUCGGCCAUUCGCUGGAACACCUCACCACCCUCAGCCUGAGCGGCAACAAGAUCCAAACCAUCGAGGCGCUGACGUUCGCUUCCAUGCCCAGUUUGACGCAGCUGGACCUCAGCAACAACUGCAUCUCCUCGCUGAACCCUGAGGCUUUCGGCAGCGGAGGAGGUGCCCACAGCCUGCGGGACCUCAACCUGAGCCGGGCGCUGUUCAACGGUUCCAUGGUGGAGCAAGUCACGGAGCUGCUCCAGAACGGCAGCCUCGCCAACCUGGAGACCCUCAAGCUGUCCAACAACGAUCUCUUCUACUUGCCCGCCCGCACUUUCUCCCACUUAACCAGCCUAAGGCAAUUGGAUCUGAGGAAUAAUUCAUUCGUUGUCUUCAGGAACAUUUUCCAAGACUUAAACCUGCAGAUGCUUGACCUGAGAUUCAAUGCCCUCAAGACGGUGGGGAAUGGCACGUUAGCCGAACUGAACAGUCAGCCGGAGCUUCGGGUCGACCUCCGGGAUAACCCCUUUGUCUGCGAUUGUGGCAUUAAGGAAUUCCUGGGUUGGCUGCGAAGUACCGACAAGGUAGUGAAGAAAGGCAGCUUGCUUUGUGCGUCGCCGGAAAAUAUGGAAAAUACACCCAUCCUCCAGGCUGGAAACUCCGACUUGGAUUGUACCUACCAAGGUGACAUGGAGAGCGUUUUGCAAACUUCUUACGUAUUUCUUGGGAUAGUUCUGGCUCUGAUUGGGGUGAUCUUCAUGUUUGUCCUGUACCUGAACCGGAAAGGCAUCAAAAAGUGGCUUAACAACGUAAGGGAUGCGUGUCGAGACCAUAUGGAGGGUUAUCAUUACAGAUACGAGAUUAACUCAGACCCCAGAUUGACAAACCUUAGCUCUAAUUCGGAUGUGUAAUGCACAUUGAUGGGGAUAUUUGACUUAUUUAAGACUAAAGACAUUCUGGGUGGAUUUUUAAUGAUUAAUUAUUUGUAAUCGCUAUGCAUGUUGACAUCUAUACAUAACAAAUGGUUUAAAAGUUGCUGUCACUCCAUGGGAUCCCGACAGUGACAAAAGGUUUGACACUCACAGUGGGAAGUGUCCCAUGUACUGUGCGCGCGCGAGUGUGUGUGUGUGUGUGUGUGUGUGUGUGUGUGUGUGUGUGCGCGCGCGAGUGUGUGUGUGUGUGUGUGCGCGCGCGAGUGUGUGUGUGUGUGUGUGUGUGUGACCUUUUCCCCUCUUGCGACUUGUUGUGUAACAGUGCCAAAAAGGGAGCGCUAUUGGAAGGCAGUAAAGGUCUCCAAACUCUCCAAACAUAAUAGGCUACUACUUGAAACUUCGAGGAUUAAUUGCUACAGUAACCAUUUCACGAAAGAAUGAGGCAGAACAACCGAUAACAGCAAUAAAAACGGUGUUGUAGCAAACAGGUUUGGAGCAUUGUCUUCCCAAAUUUUGAAGUUUUAUCAUCGGUUUUCCCCAGCAGAACAACCGAUCUGCUUUAUUGUAAAUUUCAGCCGCUCAAAACAUGCUAGUCACAGAGGGAAAAGGCGCCUACUAUCGUCGCCCUACUUAAUUAUAACCAUAAGUCUUUAAAGUUUACCUGUCUCCCACGAACUUUACAAAACAAAGUGAUAAAUUAAGCCUUCGUUUUAAGUUUGUUGUGAACUCGAGUUCCAUUUAGGUAAGGGGGAUUAUUGCAAUAAAAAUUGUCCGUCCGUCUGUCUGCUCCUGUGAAACGGCACUGUUUGAAAACAUCUGGAUGCACGAAGAUCAAGGAGUCUCCCCACCCAUCCCCCAACUGUUAUUAAAUAGAGCGCCAUCCCCACAUGGAGAGUGAGUCCGCAGGCCUCUCUCCGAGUGCAACGUUAUCUGAGAACUCUGAAAUCUCGCUUGACAGCUGUCUAUUUCACGAGUGUACGUGCGUGAAAAUAGCAAAACCAGUUAAAUGCUGAGCCUCGCAAAUUCUUGUGAAUUUUUAUUGAAAGAUGCAUCUUUGCAACUCAAUUAAUUGUUUUGUAAUAUUUUCGAGGCUGCACAGACAAUUAAGCUAACUAAUCCCCUCGAUUAAAAUGAAGGAAACAGGCAACUGCCACAAAAAUAAAGGUUAACUAUGUUUGGCAAAACCAACUUGUAGUAAUCAGCAGUGAAGAUUUUUUAUAUGUAGUCCGCACGCACAUGGAGACACUCUGGAAAAGAUUCGUGCAGAGUGGAGAUGUAAAUAACAAAUAUUUGCACGAACAAGCUUGCAUUAUUUAUCGAAGUAGCGAAUUAGACCCACAAUCCAGUAGUGAACUACUAGAAUUUGAAUGCUUAGCAACACUUGGUAUAGUGCAUGAUUGUUCCGGGGAAGGACUGCACUGGGGUAAUACUUAGAGAAAAAAAAUAUUUGCUAGCCAGUGAGUGAACUCAACUCAUUCCAUUUGUUUGGCUCCUCAGCAUGACGGCAUCUUGCAACAUCGCCACAGCACGGAACGUUAAAACCUAAACAAUUGGCUGCUUUCAUGUAUGUGAUUUUCAUCUGAGCAUUAAUAGGUGUUGGAACCAUUUCACUUCAGUUCUUUUGUUCUUAGGUGCAUGCCAUAGAUGUGAAGCAUUCUUCACCUUAGGGUGCAUGUGCUGUGGAGAAGUUUAAAAUAUUCUCCUUGCUCUGAUUUAAACUUAAGAGAAGGUUAACAUUUUACAAAACAUACAGGGGAAGGUUUGAUGCGAUGAUUUAAUAAAGCCAGAUGGGAAUGUGAAAUAGUGCAAAGCUGAUUGUCCAUAAACUUCAGAUUUGUAAUUACAUAUCAAUCUAAUUCACUUGAAAAUAUUGUCAAUGAUGUGGCAGAUCGCUGGAUGAUGUACUGCUUGUCUUGGCAAAGAAUAGGCUUUGCAUCUUUCUUCAGACUAGCAAAUCCCUCUUCCGUCACAAACAGCAGGAUGUUCUUCAAACCCCUUAGUGUAAUGACACACCUGGUUGUAGAAAUUCUAUCAACUAAUAUUUCAGAGAAGUGGAUUGAAGACAGUAACUAAAAUCUAGUCUUGAAUUUGUAGUCAGGGUGAAAAAAUGUAUAGAACAGAUUGUACAAGUUGUAAAGAGAACAGUCACUAAUAAGAUCCUCUUAAUGAUAUGGCAGAAGUCUAUAUAAGCUCUGAGCUUUCACUAAAAUUUGCAACAUAACAUGACAUAAGGUCACAACAAUUAGAAAUUAGCAAGAGCAUUUUGUUACGUGGAUCCACCUAUUUGCUCUAUUCAAAAUCCACUUGAAAAAUGCAUUGUCCACUGGUAUUAGUCAUUUGAGUGGGAAAUAUGAUAUAUUGCAGUUCAGUUGAUGACUUUUUUCCAUACCUAUUAUUUGAAAUGUAUAUAUGUUUAUUUGUAUAAGAUGAUGUUAGUUAUAAAAUAGCAAUCUGACAUGAAUUUGUAGACCAUAUUUGGAACAUAUUUCUUGAUCAUAUGUACAGUAACUGUAAAAAGAAGGCAGCUUAGUCCCAUAAUAAGCUGCUCUUCGUAAACAGAUUCUGUUUUUCAUUGUUGCCAAUUGCUAAUAAUUGCUUCUGUUGUCAGUUUUGAAAAUUUUGUUCCAGUGUAUUCUGAAUUGUCUUCUGCAAGAAAAGAUAAGCAGGUAUGAUAUUUCAUUGAUCAAAAAAAAAGCACAGACAGAAAUCUAGGUUAAGGCCAUCUGGAGUGCAUUUUAUUCUGAUCUAUAUAUAGGCUUGCGCAGUGAAGAGAUGGCAAGAAAUGUGCUGAAUACAGCUUUCUACCAUGUCACAUCCUUGAUUAGUACCAUCGGUCUUAUGGUUACUGGCAAGAUAAACAAGGCCAUGAUGGGGAUGGUUGGGGGUGGGGGAGUGCAUUUACUAUUUGGUUCUUUAAUACUACUUAUGUAGUCAUCAAGAGAUCAUUGCAUGCAACAAAAAACAGUGUGGUAGAGAACAGAAGUUGGAAUAAAAAGUAAGUCGCCUUCCUAGAGCCCUGAAGAACAUAAACAUAUUCAAGCUGUACGUUGUUUGCUUACAAUCGCUUUGUUAAAUUUUAUUAAGAAAAUAAAUAAUAUUGUAGUGUG
Hypanus sabinus (Atlantic stingray) is the source of this 5349-nucleotide messenger RNA. RefSeq names its product trophoblast glycoprotein b (gene tpbg). The transcript has a single exon. Lineage: Eukaryota; Metazoa; Chordata; Chondrichthyes; Myliobatiformes; Dasyatidae. Gene Ontology annotation, biological process: negative regulation of canonical Wnt signaling pathway. Gene Ontology annotation, molecular function: protein binding. Gene Ontology annotation, cellular component: plasma membrane. The coding region runs from base 1043 to 2221 and encodes 392 amino acids. The record is from RefSeq and is a predicted model, not a curated record.